AUGAUAAAGAAGUUGUUACCACCCCUUGGAGUAAGAUAUGGAGACUUCGAUAAAUAUAGGAACUACGACAUGAGUACAAUCCACGCUCGUUUUUAUCGCGAUAUAUUUGAUAAAUACAUGGCCAACGGUACACAUUAUGUUACAAGCGUUCGAGAUCCUGCUGAUCAAUGGGAAUCUGCAUUUCACCAAUUUAAUUUCCGACGUGUAAUCUCAAAAGCGGUAAAUGGUCAUGAACAAAUGGUAAUUAUUAAUUCUUCACUAAAAGUACCCUUUAAUAAAGGCAAUUCUACGCUUGAUGCCAUUAAUGAAUUCCUGCGCAAACCAAAGGUAUAUCAUAAUGAUUUAAAGCAACUAGGGGAAGUUGUAUGGCAUUUUGGGCAUAACAGUCAGAUGUUUGAUUUGAGCACGGAUCUUACUAUGGACCAGAUUCAAAAUGAGACGCUGGUAAAUAUUACAAUUAACAAACUGAUUCAUGAACUCGAUGCUUUCAUCGUAGCAGAGUACUUUGACGAAUCUCUGCUGGUCAUGAAAAAAACAUUUUGCUUAACUUUUACUGAUAUCUUGUACGUAUCGCAGAACAAACGAGAAUUGAAAAACAAACUGCCAGAGACGACCCGAACGAAAAUUCGUGACUGGAAUCGAGCAGAUACCCUCCUUUAUAGUCGCGUUAACGAAUCUUUGUGGAAGAAAAUACAUUCUUACGGUCCAGAUUUUCAGAAAGACUUGAAAUACUUCAAAAAUCUUUUAUUGGAGGUAGAGUCAAAUUGUUCGCUGCCUUUGCACAAAAGGCCUUUUAAACUAAAUCACAAGACAUAUGGGAAAACACUAAAACCCAGUGCUUCUUUGUUUUGUAAAAUGGUUGCGGGUCACUUUGCUGACAUACUCAAGAGAGUCGUUGAUAAACAAAAAAGUCAACACAUAUGA
Messenger RNA from Lytechinus variegatus (green sea urchin), 924 nucleotides. RefSeq names its product galactosylceramide sulfotransferase-like. Gene Ontology annotation, molecular function: galactosylceramide sulfotransferase activity. Gene Ontology annotation, biological process: glycolipid biosynthetic process. Bases 1 to 924 code for a protein of 307 amino acids. Lineage: Eukaryota; Metazoa; Echinodermata; Echinoidea; Temnopleuroida; Toxopneustidae. The transcript has a single exon. Gene Ontology annotation, cellular component: membrane. The record is from RefSeq and is a predicted model, not a curated record.